AUGGCGACUACCGUGGACAAGAUGGCCAAAACUCAAAAAAAUAAAAAUACGUCAUUUCACCUUGGACAAUUGAAAGCAAAGCUUGCCAAGUUAAAGCGAGAACUCCUGACGCCUUCGGGAGGCGGCGGUGGUGGUGGUGGAGUGGGAUUUGAUGUGGCUCGUACUGGUGUUGCGAGUGUGGGUUUCAUCGGGUUUCCUUCGGUCGGCAAGAGUACGUUGAUGAGUAGGCUUACUGGGCAGCACUCCGAAGCUGCUGCUUACGAGUUCACCACUUUGACAACGGUGCCCGGACAAGUCAUGUACAAUGGUGCCAAGAUUCAGAUUUUGGAUUUGCCCGGUAUUAUUCAAGGAGCCAAAGAUGGCAAAGGCCGUGGUCGACAAGUUAUUGCGGUGGCGAAGACGUGUCACCUCAUUUUCAUUGUUUUGGACGUCAAUAAGCCCUUGACGGAUAAGAAGGUCAUCGAGAAUGAGCUGGAAGGAUUUGGCAUCCGAAUCAAUAAGCAGCCACCGAAUAUUGUGUUCAAAAAGAAGGAGAAGGGAGGCGUCUCCAUCUCAAGUACAGUACCGCUGACGCAUAUUGACAAUGAGGAAAUUCGAGCGGUUAUGAGUGAAUACAAGAUUACAUCCGCAGAUAUUGCCAUCCGGUGCGAUGCCACGAUUGAUGAUCUUAUUGACGUGCUCGAAGCGAAGAGUAGACGUUAUAUACCUGUGAUUUAUGCCUUGAACAAGAUUGAUUCCAUUUCCAUCGAGGAACUGGAUCUGCUAUACCGGAUCCCCAAUGCCUGCCCGAUUAGCUCGGAGCACGGAUGGAACGUGGACGAGCUGCUUGAGCAGAUGUGGGAGAAGCUGAAUCUUCGACGAGUGUACACCAAACCAAAGGGCAAGCAACCAGAUUAUACGGCGCCGGUCGUCUUGAGGAGCACAGCAUGCACCGUCGAAGACUUUUGCAAUGCUAUCCACAAAUCGAUUGUUGAUCAGUUCAAGGUGGCAAUCGUCUACGGGCAAUCUGUCAAACAUCAGCCGCAGCGCGUUGGGCUUAGCCACGAGCUUGCUGAUGAGGAUAUUAUUACCAUUCUAAAGCGAUAA
This is a messenger RNA of Talaromyces atroroseus, 1086 nucleotides long. RefSeq names its product Ribosome-interacting GTPase 1. The record is from RefSeq and is a predicted model, not a curated record. The transcript is spliced from 9 exons. Gene Ontology annotation, molecular function: GTP binding; GTPase activity. Gene Ontology annotation, biological process: cytoplasmic translation. Gene Ontology annotation, cellular component: cytoplasm. NCBI's taxonomy places the organism in Eukaryota, Fungi, Ascomycota, Eurotiomycetes, Eurotiales, Trichocomaceae. The coding region runs from base 1 to 1086 and encodes 361 amino acids.